Messenger RNA from Hermetia illucens (black soldier fly), 2702 nucleotides. RefSeq lists its product as uncharacterized. NCBI's taxonomy places the organism in Eukaryota, Metazoa, Arthropoda, Insecta, Diptera, Stratiomyidae. Bases 27 to 2609 code for a protein of 860 amino acids. The record is from RefSeq and is a predicted model, not a curated record. The transcript is spliced from 4 exons.
GCCUUGAAUGUGUAAAGUUACUCGACAUGCCUUGUUCAAGUGUAGAAGAAUCUUCCAAGAAGCCAUCUUGGCUUUCUGAGCAGUACGUGGAAGAUGCGCUUCGAAAAUAUACCAAAGAUAGUUCCAUUGCAAUUGUGAAGCUAGAAAUAGUUCCGGCAUCUUCGAAAGGUGAUAAUUAUUGUGGUGUUAUGACGAGAAUUCGUGUUCAGUUUACAAGUGACAAAUGCAAAGGUAUUCAGUCGGGAAGUUAUAUCUUAAAGUCCAUAUUCGAGGAUGAAGCUGAUAUCAUCACAGCCAACGUGAUAGAGGGAUACAACGUCUAUAGCCAUGAGAUGGAAAUAUACGGGACAAUAUUCCCAAAGUACAGGAAAAUUCUAGAAAAUAUUGGCUACACUGAGAACCUGGCACCAAGAACUGUAAACCUAGAUUAUGAACAUAAAUGCAUCUUUUUCGAGGACCUAAAUGCGCUCGGCUUCCAAAUGCCUGAUAUAAAAAAAGGUUUCGACACAGAACAUGCUAAAAUGGUUUUAGCGAAGUUGGCUAAAAUGCACGCAGCAUCAGUUCUGCUGGAUGAAGAAAAUCCUAAAAUAUGUCGAAAGUUCGAUCGAGGCCUUUUUAAUAAACAUUAUCAAGGACUUGCCCCAUUUUUUGCCGGAAACUUUGAAGUAUGUGCUCGAAUGGUUCGUGGUUGGAAAGGGUAUGAAGUGUAUGGUGAAAAACUAAUGAAACUUGUGCCGAAAUUUAUGGAGUAUGGAGCGAAGGCUAUGGAGCCGAAAAAACAUUAUUUGAAUGUUUUAACGCAUGGAGAUUUAUGGUGCAAUAAUACAAUGUUCAAAUACAAUGACAAAGGAGAGCCUGUUGAUGUUCUUCUUUUGGACUUCCAAUUUAGUUGCUGGGCAUCCCCUACUAUCGAUUUGCAUUACUUUCUGAAUACUUCUCUGGUGGAGGACCUUCGGGUUAAUCACAUUGAAGAGUUUGUUCAUUUUUACUAUUUGAAUUUGCGGAAAACUUUGGAGGACUUAGGAUUUCACGGAAAGAUACCUACUCUUCAACAAUUUUGGAUGCAAUAUAUGGAGACAGUGUUCUAUGCCCUUUUUACGUUAAUAAUUCCACAACCUGUAAUGCUCAAUGAACAAGUAGAAGAUGCAUCAUUCAAUUGUUUAUUAGAGGAGAAUACAGAAAGGUCCAUGAAUCUUCGUAAUGCUAUAUAUGGAAAUCCAAAGGUCCAGGACAAUCUACGAAGAAUACUACCAGUUUUUGAUAGACGAGGUAUAUUGGAUCUACAGGAUUGGCAUCUGAGUUUAAUUUGUCGAGUUGCCUUGACCGUGAAAAGUUACUCGAAUAUGCCUUGUUCAAGUGUCGAAGAAUCUCCUAAUAAACCAUCCUGGCUUUCUGAGCGGUACGUUCAAGAUGCGCUCCGUAAAUAUAGCAAAGACAGUUCCCUCGAAAUAGUGAAAUUAGAAAUAGUUCCGGCGUCUUCGAAAGGUGAUAAUUAUUGUAGUGUUAUGACGAGAAUUCGUGUUCAGUUUACAAGUGACAAAUGCAAAGGUAUUCAGUCGGGAAGUUAUAUCUUAAAGUCCGUAUUCGAGGAUGAAGCUGAUAUUAUCACAGCCAACGUGAUAGAGGGAUACAACGUCUAUAGCCAUGAGAUGGAAAUAUACGGGACAAUAUUCCCAAAGUACAGGGAAAUUCUAGAAAAUAUUGGCUAUACUGAGGACCUGGCACCAAGAGCUGUAAACCUAGAUUAUGAACAUAAAUGCAUCUUUUUCGAGGACCUAAAUGCGCUCGGCUUCCAAAUGCCUGAUAUAAAAAAAGGUUUCGACACAGAACAUGCUAAAAUGAUUUUAGCGAAGUUGGCUAAAAUGCAUGCAGCAUCAGUUCUGUUGGAUGAAGAAAAUCCUAAAAUAUGUCGAAAGUUCGAUCGAGGCUUUUUAAAUAAACAUUAUCAAGGACUUGCCCCAUUUUUUGCCGGAAACUUUGAAGUAUGUGCUCGAAUGGUACGUGGUUGGGAAGGGUAUGAAGUGUAUGGUGAAAAACUAUUGAAACUUGUGCCAAAAUUUAUGGAGUAUGGGGCGCAGGCUAUGGAGCCGAGAAAACAUUAUUUGAAUGUUUUAACGCAUGGAGAUUUAUGGUGCAAUAAUACAAUGUUAAAAUACAAUGACAAAGAAGAGCCUGUUGAUGUUCUUCUUUUGGACUUCCAAUUUAGUUGCUGGGCAUCCCCUACUAUCGACCUGCAUUACUUUCUGAAUACUUCUCUGGUGGAGGACCUUCGGGUUAAUCACAUUGAAGAGUUCGUUCAUUUUUACUAUUUGAAUUUGCGGAAAACUUUGGAGGAUUUAGGAUUCCACGGAAAGAUACCUACUCUUCAACAAUUUUGGAUGCAAUAUAUGGAGACAGCGUUCUAUGCCCUCUUUACGCUAAUAAUUCCACAACCUCUAAUGCUCAAUGAAAAGGUAGACGAUGCAUCAUUCAAUUGUUUAUUAGAGGAGAAUACAGAAAGGUCCAUGAAUCUUCGUAAUGCUAUAUAUGGAAAUCCAAAGGUCCAGGACAAUCUACGAAGAAUACUACCAGUUUUUGAUAGACGGGGCAUACUGGAUCUACAGGGUUGAAUAUAUAAUUAAUGGUCUAAUUAAUUUUGUUAGGUUUAUGUUAGUUAAUUCAAAUAAAGACAGAAAAAAUAAAAAUGCCUUUUAUAUGUUUUC